This is a messenger RNA of Epinephelus moara (kelp grouper), 7535 nucleotides long. RefSeq names its product leucine rich repeat and Ig domain containing 3a (gene lingo3a). The transcript has 2 exons. Gene Ontology annotation, molecular function: protein binding. The record is from RefSeq and is a predicted model, not a curated record. NCBI's taxonomy places the organism in Eukaryota, Metazoa, Chordata, Actinopteri, Perciformes, Serranidae. Bases 603 to 2435 code for a protein of 610 amino acids.
AGCCCCAAUGAACAGCAGCCGGGUCUUCUUUCAGACCGACACACACACACGCUGACACACACCACGCUCCACAUCCCACACACACAAAUGCCAGGACACUCAUACACAUGCAAUCCAAUAACGAGAGCACCGCCAGUCCGAGCUGCCUGCCGCUGCCGGUGGCAGCCCUCACCGCUUCUCCGAGCCACAGAGCCGAGAGCCCGCUGUGACAGGAGCUCCUGCUGCCUUCCUCACACAAAGGACAGGAGAGCAGAGAGCACAGAGCCGGACUCCUCAUCUGGGAGGCGGUAGAUAAUUCAACAGCAGUGCUGCGAGGAGGAGAGACAGACAGGAGGGAAGGUGAGUGAAUGCAGUCCAGUCCAGCUGCUGUUGCUGCUGCCGCUGCUGCUGGAGGAGGAGGAGGAGGAGGAGGAGGAAGCUCAGUGUCUGGAGAGGCUGAAGGAGCAACAUUAUCUUGCACAGACCCACAGUCAGAGCAGACGGCCAGCAGCGAUCAGAGCACCUCCAGGCUUGCAGAUGUGGAAGGAGAGCUGUGCAAGUUCUAGUCCUGGGUGUCUGGCCCAGUGAUUCAGGAGCAGGGGGAAGCAGUGGAAAGCAGGGCCAUGAGGGCGAGCCUGGGCCAAGAUAUAGGCUGGCUCCUGCCUUUCCUGUUCUUGCUACUGAUGAUCACAGUGUCACCCACCCAGGGGCAAGGUUGUCCCCAGCGUUGUGAGUGCAUUGCAAAACACAAGACUGUUUCCUGUUACGGUAAACGCCUGUCCGCCCUCCCAGAUGGCAUCCCGCUGGACACCAAGAUCCUGGACCUGAGUGGGAAUAAACUUCGCUGGGUAGAGCACGGGGACAUGCUUCCAUACUCACGUCUUGAGAAGCUGGACCUGAGCGAGAACAUGAUCAGUGUCCUGGAACCGAACGCCUUUUCUAGUCUCCAGAACCUGCAGUCACUUUCACUGAGGGGUAACCAAUUAAAACUGGUCCCCAUGGGGGCUUUCUCUCGUCUCUCCAACCUAACAACAUUGGACCUCAGUGGGAAUAAGAUUGUAAUUCUUUUAGACUUUACUUUCCAAGACUUAAAAAGUCUGAAAAACCUUGAGGUUGGAGACAAUGAUCUAGUUUAUAUUUCCAACAAGGCUUUUUUGGGUUUAGUGGGGCUGAAGGAGCUGACCAUCGAGAGGUGCAAUCUGACGUCUGUGUCCAGCCAGUCUUUGUCCUACCUGCAUAACCUGGUGACUCUGCGGCUCCGCUACCUCAGUAUCUCUGCUUUGGAGGACCAGAACUUCCGUAAGCUGGGGAACCUGAGGGGCCUCGAGAUCGACCACUGGCCCUUUUUGGAGCACAUUUCCCCUCACAGCCUGCAGGGUCUUAACUUGUCUUGGCUGUCUAUCACCCACACUAACAUCACCUCUGUGCCCACCUCUGCCCUACGCAGUCUGGCUCACCUCACAAGCCUCAACCUGUCCUACAACCCUAUCUCUGUGCUGGAGUCCUGGGCGCUGCGGGACCUUGUCAGGCUGAAGGAGCUGCACCUGGUCAACACAAACCUGAUGGUAGUGCAGCCAUAUGCACUGGGUGGUCUAAGGCAAAUCCGCCUCCUUAACCUCUCCACUAACAGCCUGGUGUCCCUGGAAGAGGGAGCCUUUCAGUCUGUCAACACUCUGGAGACGCUGCGCUUGGAUGGGAACCCUCUGGCCUGCGACUGCCGCUUGCUAUGGAUCCUACAGCGCAGGAAGACCCUCAAUUUUGACGGCGCCUCCCCAGUGUGCAUGACGCCGGUGGAGGUGCAGGGACGAGCUCUUAACGCUUUCUCUGACUCAGCUCUCUUUGAUCACUUUACCUGCCAGAAGCCCAAAAUCCGCAACAGGAAACUGCAGCAGGUAUCAGCCCGCGAGGGGCAGGUUGUGUCAUUCAUUUGCAGAGCAGAAGGCGAGCCGACACCAGUUAUAUUCUGGAUCUCUCCUCAACGCCGCCGCAUCACCACAAAGAGCAGCGGACGCCUGACUGUGUUGCCAGAGGGCACGUUAGAAAUUCGGUACGCUCAGGUGACAGACAGUGGAACCUACAUCUGCAUAGCCAGCAAUGCUGGUGGAAAUGACACCUAUUUUGCCACACUUACAGUUAGCGGGCUGCCACUAGAUGCAGCCCUAAUGGCCAACCGCACAUACUAUGCUGGGGACCUUAAUGACACAAAUCUGAAUGACACCAGAGUCUUCCUGAAGUUUACUCUGGACCUCAAAACCAUCCUCAUAUCCACAGCUAUGGGCUGUAUCAUGUUCCUGGGGGUAGUUCUCUUCUGUUUCAUUCUGCUGUUUGUGUGGAGUCGAGGAAGAGGGCAGCACAAGAACAAUUUUUCAGUGGAGUAUUCCUUCAGAAAGGUGGAUGGACCCGCUGCCAGCGGAGGACAGGGUGGGGCACGCAAGUUCAACAUGAAAAUGAUUUGAUUAUUCGGAUCUGUUCCUCUCAUUAGUAUUCUUCCACUGAUUCUGUUUACAAGCAGUCUCAAGCUAAAGGGACGAGACGCUGGAGUGGAGCUUUGUGCUCGCAGAACAUUAAAUACAGUUAUUUAUAGGACAUUUUAUCUAGACAAGGUUUUGUUAUUGAAGCUACUGUAUAUAUGAGGAAAAAGGAAAUCUGCAUGGAUUUGAUACAUUUCUAUCGCUUUGUUGUGUGUUCACAUUAUUGUGCAGAGGAAACGUGGAUUGUAAAGGUAUAAAGAUGUCUCAGAAUCUUGAAUAGACUGUUAAAAGACCAAGCAACAAAAGCACUCACAGUCCCAGCAGUCUUUAACCUCGACAAAACUCUUGCCAACUCCGUCCUUCUUCCCGACAAGGAACUCCGUCCUCUUCAUCUUUAAAGGACGUCACCUCUCGGCUCCAUCUGAGGUGAUUCAAGCUCUCUAUCUCUAAACUCAUGAAUACAUUACAACAGGGUGGUGCUCAGUGAAUGCCAAGGACUUGCCAAUAUGUAUUUGAAUAGUUCCAGCUAUAUACUGCAUAUUUAGACUUAUUUACAGUCAGGACUUUAGAGCACUAUUGUGACAGACAUAUAGAGGCUCUGCUUUUUUUUUCUGAUGGUGGAUUUGUACAGAAUACAUUAGACACCAAGAGACUCUGCAACACUGCCAAUUUGACCGUAAAGCACCAUGUAAUGUGGUAGAGAGAACCUGCUUCUCAUUGGAUACCACUAAAAGUUGGUCAAAGCCGUUUUAAACAGGACUCUACAGGAUAAGCUACAAUUAGAGGACCCAAUGCACAUUCAUGUGGUGACAAAUCAGUUCACGCAGACGCACCCUUCGCUAGUUUACCAUUGUUUAUUCACACACUGCAAAAGACGUACCCCCCUGAUCUGAAACGAACUGUGUAAAAGACGAAGGCGUGUACAGAGUUGGCUUCUUACUUUAAAUAAGGUGUAUUAUUUGUAAAUUGGGGUGCAUUCAUCCCACAGUUGACUAGCUCAUACUGUAUAGGUAGGAUAUACACUGUAUAAGAUGUAUUAUAUAUUUUGUAAUCAUCGACAUUGAAAUCCUUGUGGUUGUUUAUAGUACUGUUGAGUGAUCAAUUUUUCUGCUCUACUGUAGUUCCACUGUUAAAGUCUCUUUUUCCAAAUCCAGUCUCACCUGCUCAUGUCAUCAGAUGCCUGAGCCCACGCUACAAAUCAGGAAGGGUUGUUUUACAUCAGGUUUCAGUUCACUUGCCUUUUUUGGGCUGUAAGUGACAAUGGGGAGGAUUGGCUGAGCAGUAGGGGGGGAGGUGUUAAGUGGGUUCCCCUCAGGACCUUGAUGUGUUUGAGACAUGGGGGGAAAUGCAAAUGUGAGAAAGAAACUUGCCGACAAAGGUCAUAAUGAAACUGAGCCAGAGAGGAGAGAAAGUCCAGGACAUUGCCACUAUAAUACAAAGGGCUGGAUGCUAACUUAGAACUAUAUAUGCCUCCUAUGAUAGCUGUAUAGCAUUUUGUAAAAGUUUAAGUAGAAGUGGUUAUGAAGGUGAUUUCAAAUAGUUUAAAUACAUAUAUGUGAAUACAAUUUCUACUACAUAGAAUGUAAAUCAGUGUUUUUGGUUCGUUAAAGUAAUAACCUCACAUAUUUGCAUUUAAAUACUAGGAAAUGUCUGUUAACAGAAUACUUCAACCACAAAAUGACCGUUUGUGUUUUAAUUACUCACCGUGUUAGCUUUCUUGCAUGCCUCCUCGGUGACAGAGAAUCCAAAGAUGAACCCGGGGUCAUCAGGUGUUUCAGGUCUUAACUUCAGACACCCUCACCCUGGCGACCCAGCCGGGGAUGAUCAGGCCCCGACACUCAUCACCCCUCUUAAUCCAAAGCCAACGGGAAGCCUUUUCAGCGGCUUCCAAGAUGUUCUUGAUGGCUCUUUGUCGCUGCUGUCCGUGGAUCCCUAAGAGUCCCAGGACCUAGUGUAGACAUUGACCAGUGGGCCUUCCAUCCCUGCCUUCGACACUCUGCCACCAGAGAUGCAUGCUCCAUCCUGUCUACCCAGGGGACAGACAUCAGGACCAUAUCAAGCCUGAGUGUUGUGGCUGUGAUGGUGUCCAGGAACUUCAGCUGCCUACCUAGAUCAACCAGGACCUGCCAAUCUCUUGGUGUUGAGAGCAGACCAUCCAGGGCCUAUGUUCGGGGUUGAGGCUGCAGUAUAAUCCAAGUCUCAUUUAUCCAGUUGUAUACUCAGUACUUCCCAAACACAUUCAUUUUCGCUGAAAUGUUACAUUAUAUAGACACUUCCGCCAACAAGUAGCUCGCCCAGGAGUUGUUGACAAAAUCAUGGAUUUUUAUUGAACAAAAAAAUGCAUGAAAAAUUACAAACCAAGAAAUGAACAACUUGGCCCAUAAAAGAGGUCGCCAUAACAUAACUAUACUCAAUAUAAUAACUAAACAAGGUGUUGACCGAACAAACCGACCUGACUGAGCAUUUGUAGUGGCUUGGCCAAACCAAAUAAUACACAAGGAGUAACAAAAAUGGACAGCAACUUCAACUAAAUACAAAGCAAAACUAGCCAAACCCAAAUCCCCCCCAUGACAUGGCAGCACAUGGUUUGGUCCAAUGAGUUGGCUCCAGGAUUUAAGAGUCCUCAGCCCUCAGCGACGCCUUUUGCUCCACCAGGAACGGACCCCCCAAAUAACCACAGUUGUUUUGCUGUUGUUAAAUACACACCCUGAUUACUUUAAUUCAUGAAGAAUGUUCGCCUUUUUUGGAUUCUCCGUUCACCUUGGAGGCAUACAAGAAAAAUGGCAUCACAAAUUCAAGGUAACACGCAGCGCGUAAUUGAUAUACAAAUGGUCAUUUUGCAGGUGAAGUCUUCCUUUAAGUCACUAUCUAUCGCCAAAUGAAGUAACAGUGGUGACUGAGCCUGCUGCCCAAUGAUUGAACUCCUUGCAUUUGCAGUACAGUGGAGGCCGGUUACAGUGAUCAUAGUUACAAUAGUGAUCAAAAAACUUGGGACAGAAUCACUCCUAUACAAAUGCCGUUGAAAUAUUUGCUUACAGUAAACACGUUGUCUGCUUAUGGUGUCCGUUUUCUUGUCAUACAUGUCAACAUAUGUUUGUUUUUUAAAACACAGUUAUUCCAUUUCUUAAAAACUUUUUACUUUAUUCCCAUGAUCCUUUGCCUCGUGGUGAUCCCUCUGCUUCCGGAUGGCAACAUGAAGCUGGUGCUGUGUGCACAUUGAAACCAUGAUAGGGAAAAGAGUCAUUUUUCUCUCAAUGAAAAAGUCGACUCCAAGCUUACUGCCAAAACAAGCCAACAAGAUGCAGCAGCGAAACAUUUUGUUCCUCAAGUGACCUUGUGUAGGCUACACAAACAACAGGAAACAGUCAUGGCUGCCAGAAAUGGAGACAGAAAAAGAGCACACACAGUGAAAACACCUGUAGUUGAAGCCACCCUCAUCAGGUGGAUUGAUAUUGGUAGUGAAGCUGUCCGUUUCAUUACUUUAUAUUCAAGUAAUUAAUAUACAAAUGUCAACGAGAUCAUAAUCUGCAUGAGAAAUGAAGGAAAAACUUUAGUUACAAUACUUUUCUGACAGAUGUGAUCAUUAUAAGUUUUCCACUGUUCUACAAAGUGGGUGUCUGGUGACAUUCCCAGGAAAAAUUACAAAUGGCAUCAUUAAUCCGCUUCUACACACCUCGAAACAUACAUACAUCCACACACCAAUGCAUACAUAUAUGCACACACACACACACACACACACACACACACAUACCAUCUAUGCUGUGAUAACCCUUUCAUCUCUCCAGCAGCAGGGCUCAUAAAACAAGCUGAUAUAAAUAAAUUCACCAGCCUGGUUUCAAGCUUAAAGUCUGCCAACAAACACACUGCAGUUACCACUUAUCGCCACAGGUGCCACCAGAGAUCUAAGCGGAGAUCUUUGAGAUUGUAACUUUAACCUGAGCUGGUAUUCAUGGCACGUACUGUAAAUGCAAAUGUGUAAGUGUUGGGCCUUGCAAGGCAAUGUGUAGUCCUUUCAAUAAUUUAUUAAAAAAAAAAACAGAAACUGGGGCCAUUAAAUCCAGUUUCCUUCAUGACUUCAGAUGUAAUUUGGAGAGAGUGAGAGAACAGGUGAACAGCUGAUAUUAUUCUAUCCUUGAGGUUUAUUUCUUGAUCCGUGGGUUAAUACUUGGGAACUAAUAUCACUACCUGACUGCUCAACUGCUGCAGGUCUAACAGUGUUGCUCUGCUGCCCCCUGUUGGCUCGAGAUGGUACUGAAUUCUGCACUAUUGAUUAAAAGGAUGAGAGAAUUUGACCUCUCCGACCUUUAGACUUAAAAGUAAGAAACCUUUUUCAUUUUCCCCAAAGACAGCUGUUAAGUCUUGGAAGGCUGACCUGAUCCAGUUAAACUGAAGGUGAAAGUGAGUUUCAACUUAAAUGACACUAACCGUAAUCACACAGCAAACCACUCCCCUCUUCUGCAGGUGUAACAGAAUGAAGAGUCCCAUUUACUUCAUUUAGCGUUUGUGUUCAUCCACAUACACACUGCACAACAUGUUAAGCUCACACAAUAGCAUAAUUAAUAACAAACUGUGAAUCAGUUAAAGGUUUCUGUCUGCAUUUUAGAAAUGUAAACUGCUGAUAAUUUUCAUUGUCCUUUACUGAAUUCAUCCUGUAGAUAUGGAAACCAUUGUGUCUGGAAACUGUUUUGUAUUGUACUGUUUUAUAAAAAAAGAAGAAGAAGAAGCACACUCUUUAUAAAGCAUGCUAUGUUACCCGCUAUGAUGAUGAUGAUAUCUGUGCCCUGUCCCAUGUUUUUUAUAGCAGUCAUCUUCUGGUCACUCCUUACAUUGGCAGUCUGCGAAGUUGAUUGAGUCUCCAAUACACUGUGAAAUUUUGUGUUGCUGUUUUUUUCCUCCCAGGGGUUUGUUAUAUUCUCAUUUUUAUGGAAUCAGUUAAACCAUAUGGACAGAUGUCCCAUCUGCACUACACAUUUAGAUAUACGGUUAUGAUUCACUCAAGUUAAUAUAUGCGGGUACUGCAUAUAUAUGUGGAGCGUUAUCAUUUUCUAUGCAUUCAUCAAAACACAAACGACAAAAAUAAAGGAA